AUGUCACCGGGAGAGAGGGGCAAACCCCCAGCCGUUUCCCUGACGGCGCUGCGGGAUCUUUGCCGCCUGCUGAAGGGGCUGAGACCGGAGCGCGGUAAAUUUCAUGGCUCUUACUUCCACUGCCAGUUGCCCUUGCCUCUCCCAAAGCAGCUGGUGGUUUUUGGCCUGGGGAACUGGGGUCUGCACACAGAGGAGACCUACCUCUCGGUCGAGGUGUCUGUGAGUCCCGAAGUAAAAGCUCAGAAGAUCGGGUCACUUUCAUCGGACACCAGGUGCCUGGUGUGGGAGGGCGAUUGGAGCAGAGACAUUCUGAGCACUGCUGUGGAGGAGGCUGAGCGAGGCAGUCUGUGGACACUGCUGAUCACCAGUGGCCAGGUAGGAACCAGUGCGUCAAUGGUAGAGCUCAUUGAGAGCUCACAGGCUAACAUGGACACAACUCUUCCAUUCACUCCCAUCCCAUUGUACACAAUACCAAACAAUCCAUGUCCAUGUGCUGGGGGAGGGAAGGGCAGGGGCAGGGGAUGGUUGAAACAAGGGAGGCAGUCUGGCUUCUCGAGCAGCACCCCUGUCCUGACGGCCAGAAAGCGUGUGGACCUGGACCCCGCCCUGGUGAGACUGCUGGGUGACAUCUCACCCCUUCUCCUCAGCCCUGACUCCGGCCCCCACCCCGGCUCCUCCCUCACGCCCCGCGCACUGCAGGAGCCGACACAACACAUGGUCCUUGGGCGACAGGAGGCCAACCACACCGGGAGCCCACAAGGCAGCGGCCUGGGCAGGGCGGAGCUGGUGUGCCCGAGCCCUCGCUGGGGUCACACGCUGUGUGUGACUGACCCGGACACAGUGAUCCUCAUUGGGGGCGCAGGGCCGGGGCAGCAGUGCUGUCACGAUGCAGUGUGGAAACUGGAGAUCAAUGAUGGUGAUGAUUUCUGGUUCCCGUUGGCUGGUGUCCCCUCUCUGCCCCCCGGUGCCCGCGGUCACACCGCCACCCACGACCCCGACACCCACCGCAUUUACGUGUUUGGGGGAAAGAACAACGGGGAACGGUUUAACCGUAUCUACAUCCUGGAUACGCUGACCUGGAAGUGGUCACACGUGAUGGGCCAGGGCAGGGUCCCCACACUGGCGUAUCACAGCGCAGCGGUGUUUGGGGGGGAGCUGCUGGUAUUCGGGGGGCUCGUGGUGGGGCCGGGGGGGCGGCACAGCUGCAGUAACGCUCUCUACAUCUUCAACCCCGAGCAUCACAUCUGGUACCAGCCCAUCGUGGGGGGCCACAGGCCACCGGCUCGCUGCGGGCACACGGCCACUCUCCUGGGCAAAUCGUUGCUGCUGUUUGGGGGCUACAGCGGCCGUGUGUGUCUGAAUGACCUGCACAUGCUGGAUCUUGGGCUAAUGGAGUUCUCACAGCUGACGGCCUCCGGGGCUCCAACACCGCGAUGCUGGCACGCGGCUGUGGCUAUGACAAUGAACUCGGUGCUGAUUAGUGGCGGCUGGAACCCGAACGGGGGCCUACAGGACCUCUUCACCUUCAACAUCGACACGUGUAACUGGAGCAGAGUGUGUGCCGAGGGCCUGUGUGUGGUGCCGCGGGCCGGUCACAGUGUGGUGAGGCUGCCCCCCCGCCUCGCUCACACCGGCGCUCACACACACGGGCGGCGGCUGCUGCUGUUCGGCGGCUCUGACAACGACGGGACAUUUUACAACGACACGAUCCGUGUGACGCUGGAGCUGCCCGAACCCCAGAGCCCCUGA
Molecule: messenger RNA, 1749 nt
Organism: Callorhinchus milii (elephant shark)
Lineage: Eukaryota; Metazoa; Chordata; Chondrichthyes; Chimaeriformes; Callorhinchidae
Exons: 12
Coding region: 1-1749 (582 amino acids)
Molecular function (GO): protein binding
Source: RefSeq, a predicted model, not a curated record